CCAGCUUCUUCCGUUGUGCUUUGAAGACUGAGGCCAAAUUCACUGCUUCUUUGGAUCCUUUGGUGAUAAGUCCAUUUUCAGACACAGCUGCCUUGGAAAGAGCCAGGGAAAAAUCCAUCUUUCCUUGGCUGAGCGAGCGCAGCUCGGUGGCCCUCCGGAGAGUCCAUGGAUCUCCAGAAGUUGCUGAUCGUUGGAUUUCUGCUGUGCUCUCUAAUUUGCUUCUUGGAACCUCUGGUUUCCUCUACGUCAUUUUUAACUGCGUUUAGACUACAAGAGGAGGAAGGAUCAAAACCUCUCUCAAGGGGUUUGUCUGUUGUUAGAAUGAAUGUUCCUGCCUUCCUAAAACAUAACAUGCAUGCUUCAGGAAACUACAGGUCCUGGCUGAGCAACGUCAGGGAUUACGUGUGGGAUCUCAUCAAAAGCACCCUACCUCGGGCAGCCAUUUUUGCCUUUCUUUUGAGCAGCGCAAUAAUGGGAACCCUCUGCUGCCUCACCAUUCUUGUGGGUGAACGAGGCCAGUAAAGUACUAGAAGAUUCCAUCGGGCAAGCAUGGAGUUUAGUUUGCUGGAUUUCAAGAAAGUGGAGUGUGCUAUUUGCUUAUAAUGAGAACGUAUCUAUCAAUUUAAAAAAAAAUUAAAAAAUAAAAUAUCUUUA
Molecule: messenger RNA, 654 nt
Organism: Eptesicus fuscus (big brown bat)
Lineage: Eukaryota; Metazoa; Chordata; Mammalia; Chiroptera; Vespertilionidae
Gene: SMIM9
Product: small integral membrane protein 9
Exons: 4
Coding region: 166-522 (118 amino acids)
Source: RefSeq, a predicted model, not a curated record